Molecule: messenger RNA, 996 nt
Organism: Hydractinia symbiolongicarpus
Lineage: Eukaryota; Metazoa; Cnidaria; Hydrozoa; Anthoathecata; Hydractiniidae
Product: organic cation transporter-like protein
Exons: 9
Coding region: 1-996 (331 amino acids)
Biological process (GO): transmembrane transport
Cellular component (GO): membrane
Molecular function (GO): transmembrane transporter activity
Source: RefSeq, a predicted model, not a curated record
AUGGCGCAAUUUGAUGAGAAGGAGAGCAAGUUAGAAGGGGUGACACGAAUGACAGAGAAAGGAACCGGAAAAGAAGGUCAGUUAGAUGAUGUGUUAUUGAAACUUGGCUCACCUGGUCGAUACCACGUGAUUUGUUAUCUCCUUUUAUGGUGUUGCAAUGCAUUCGUUGCGUUUAACCACGUGUCAUUGCCGUCAACAUUUGGUAUCACACCUUCACAUCGGUCAACCUCGUACCCAGGGUUUUUCUACGUCUAUGAUAUUCUGACGGGAUGGUUUCGUAAUAGCCCUGAGAGUUAUGGAAAGAAAAUAGGAUGUGCCUUGCAAAAUGGUAGACCGAACACGAUUUGUUCAGUUCACAACGUACCUAUUUUAGUCUCGUUAAAAAAAAACACCCAUCUUCCACAAAAAAUGGCAUGUCGAUAUGUCGUCCUUGCCAUGAGACCAAAUGGCAAAAAAAUCAACAUUAUUUCAUUUUCGGAUAUUUUUGCAUGGAACUUGGUAUGCGAUAAUAAUUUCUACCCUAUGGUAUCUACAACAGUUUAUUUCAUCGGUGUGAUGAUUGGCGGAGGGACAAUUGGUCGGGUAUCUGAUCGUUAUGGUAGAAGACCAGUACUUCUCAUCUCGUUAGGAUUGGCAAUCAUAUUCUUUGCAGUUGCUUCACUGAUAAAAAAUUUCAUCCUGUUUACAUUAUUCCGUUUUUUUGGUGGUAUAUUCGCUUGUGGGGUUCACAGUAUUGUGUAUGUGAUGACGCCCGAAUUAGCACCAAAGAAGCAUAAUAAUUACCUUUCUUUACUUCUUAUUUUUUCUUUCCUGACAUCCGUUGCUGCUGGAGGCGGUAUAUGUUGGGCAACGAAAAGUUGGUGGCAGUCACAACUCUACACAUCUUUAUCUCUGGUUAUACCGCUAUGCCUGAUGUAUUUUGAUCCACAGAAGAGACAAUAUAUCUUCUUAAAACCAAUUUUCGAACGUUUUUACCAUAUCUUAAAGUUUUUUUAA